Messenger RNA from Echinostoma caproni, 561 nucleotides. NCBI's taxonomy places the organism in Eukaryota, Metazoa, Platyhelminthes, Trematoda, Plagiorchiida, Echinostomatidae. The record is from the annotation of a GenBank genome assembly.
AUGCUGUUACAUCGCAAUCAGCAUGAAAUCGUAAUGAGUACCAGCAACGGAGAAAUCAUAUUUUGGGAUUUGCGAAAUAAUGCUGCUAACAGCAUUAUCCCCGAUCCCGAGGGUGGUCCGAUUCACAGUUUAUCAAUCGAUCCGGAUGUCACAUCACUAGCUGCUGUCAAUUCCUCCGGGCAAUUGAUGGUUUGGUCUCUCAAUGGAAACUCUGUUUGGAAGCCGCUGGAACGGUAUCGGUGCCAAGUUCACCCAACUUACGCUCUCAAAGUGCAAUUUUCCCCAGAUAGCACAUUGCUUGCAACUUGUGGAGCGGAUGGAAAAUUCAAAAUCUUGAAAACGGCCGAUUUUAGUGUUGUCACUUCUCAGAAAGUCAGUCCUUCCGGUUUGUUUUGGGUUUGGGAUUGUGCGUUUUCCGCCGAUUCCCGAUUCCUAUUAACUGCUACUUCGGACGGAAUCGCGCGUUUGUGGAAUUUGGAGACGGGUGAAGUACCGGUGGAAUACAAAGGACACCAGCGAGCUAUUACUUGUAUGGCCUUCCGUGAUCAAUCCCUUUCCUGA